This is a messenger RNA of Staurois parvus, 135 nucleotides long. The record is from the annotation of a GenBank genome assembly. Lineage: Eukaryota; Metazoa; Chordata; Amphibia; Anura; Ranidae.
AAGUGUCCGGACUGGAAGGGGGUAAAAGUGUCCGGACUGGAAGGGGGUAAAAGUGUCCGGACAGGAAGGGGGGGAAAGUGUCCGGACUGGAAGGGGGGGAAAGUGUCCGGACUGGAAGGGGGGGAAAGUGUCCGG